AGUGGCGGCGGCGGCGGCGGCAUCGCCCGCGCCGGGAGCCGCCGCGGAGCCCGGGACCCAGCGGGCGGAGGUGCCGGAGUCCGAACGCGCUCCUGCGGAGCAGCGGGACCUUCCACGAGCCGCGCGCAGGUGUGAAUGAAUCCUGAGCAGAUCCUGCGAAAGGGGACCCACAUCCAGGCCACCUGCAUGGCCCCACACAGCUGACCUGAACCAGGACAGGCCUUGUCGGAUAGGCCAUUCCUACCUGGGCUGAGCCUUCCAAGAGGUGCCCUUGCUCUUCCCAAGGCUGUUCCCGUUGCACCUCACUCACUGCCCAUCUCCUGCAGAGGACCCAUGGGCCGGUGUGCCAGCAGGAACCCAAUGCCAGGUAGAUCCUAUGACAGCCAGGGCAGCCCCAGGCCGAGGAGCCUCACUGGGCCGGGCGCUCGGUGGCGAGUGAUCUGGUGAUGCCGGGGCGCGCGAGUGAGCACCAUGCCCAUCACGCAGGACAACGCGGCGCGCCACCUGCCCCUGCUGUGCCAGUGGCUGCAGGGCAGCCUGCGGGCGGGCGGGGCGGGCCCCGAGCAGCGGCUGUGCCAGGCGGCCAUCCGCAAACUGCAGGAGUACAUCCAGCUCAACUUCGCCGUGGAUGAGUGCGCGCCUCCCCCCGAGGCCGGGCCCCCCGACAUGGAGAUCUGCACCGUGUACCUCGCCAAGGAGCUGGGCGACGCCGAGACGGUGGGCCUGAGCUUUGGGAAUAUCCCCGUCUUCGGGGACUACGGAGACAGGCGCAGGGGGGGCAAGAAGAGGAAGCCGCACCAGGGGCCCCUGCUGGACGUGGGCUGCAUCUGGGUGACCGAGCUGAGGAAGAACAGCCCCGCCGGGAAGAGUGGGAAGGUCCGGCUUCGGGAUGAGAUCCUCUCCCUGAACGGGCAGCUGAUGGUGGGCGUGGACGUCAGCGGGGCCAGCUACCUGGCUGAGCAGUGCUGGAAUGGCGGCUUCAUCUACCUGAUCAUGCUGCGGCGCUUCAGGCACAAAGUUCAGUCUCCGUACAAUGGCGGCGGACGAGGCACAGAGCCCGGGGAGAGCCCAGCCUUGCAGCUAGCUGACCAAACCGUGAAGAAGGGCAAAAGGACAAGGAAGUUCGGGGUCAUUUCCAGACCUUCUGCCCACAAGACCACUGAGGAUUCCGCUAGCAGCGCGAGCUGUGAGUUGGACAGCGACCCCCCAACGGAGCUGGACCCUGUGCUGGGGAAUGGCCAUGCCUCUGAGUUGGAAAAUGACCCUGAUUUCCUCCAAGAGGGGGCUGGAGCCCAACUAGAGGGGUCGGAAGGUGACAGGGGAGCAGAUGCUCCUCUGCCCGCAAGCAGCGACAAAUGCCACGUCUCAAAAACAGCCAAGACGGAUGCUCAGUCCAGUGAUUGUCCAGCCAGGGAAGAAGUUGGCCGCAUAUGGAAGAUGGAGCUGCUGAAAGAGGCUGAUGGGCUGGGCAUUCAGGUUAGUGGAGGCCGAGGAUCAAAGCGCUCACCUCACGCUAUCGUUGUCACUCAAGUGAAGGAAGGAGGUGCUGCUCACAGGGACGGAAGAUUGGCCCUGGGAGACGAGCUGCUGGUGAUUAAUGGGCACUUGCUGGUGGGGCUCUCCCACGAGGAAGCCGUGGCCAUUCUUCGCUCGGCCAGCGGAGUGGUCCAGCUGGUGGUGGCCAGCAAGGAAACCUCAGCCGAGGACCUCCUCCGGUUGACAGCCCAAAGUCUGCCUGACCUGGCCAGCUCAGCAGAGGAUGUGUCCUCCUGGACGGACAAGGAAGACCAGGAGGUGGAUGCAGAUGAGGAAGUAGGAGCCAACACCUCAGUCCGGGGGACACUGCCUGGGACCGAGGAUUCCCAGGAGGACCUCAAGGGGAACCUAGAGAGCCCCAAGCAGGGCAGCAACAAGAUGAAGCUCAAGAGCCGCCUGUCAGGGGGUGUGCACCGUUUAGAGUCUGUUGAAGAAUAUAAUGAACUGAUGCUGCGAAAUGGGGAUCCCCGGGCCAGGAUGUUGGAGGUCUCCAGAGACGGCCGAAAACACUCUCUUCCCCAGCUGCUGGAUUCUACCGGGACCUCACAGGAGUACCACAUCGUCAAGAAGUCCACACGCUCGCUCAGCACCACGCAGGUGGAGUCUCCCUGGAGACUCAUCCGGCCUUCAGUCAUCUCCAUCAUCGGGCUGUACAAAGAGAAAGGCAAGGGCCUUGGCUUUAGCAUUGCUGGAGGUCGCGACUGCAUCAGAGGCCAGAUGGGGAUUUUUGUCAAGACCAUUUUCCCCAAUGGAUCAGCGGCGGAAGAUGGAAGACUGAAAGAAGGGGAUGAAAUUCUAGAUGUGAACGGAAUUCCAAUCAAGGGUUUGACGUUUCAAGAAGCCAUUCACACCUUUAAGCAAAUCCGAAGUGGAUUAUUUGUCUUAACAGUCCGCACCAAGUUACUGAGCCCCAGUCUGACGCCCUGCUCAACACCCACCCACAUGAGCAGAUCCAGCUCCCCCAAUUUCAAUGCCAGUGGGGGCACCACCACCGUAGGCCCUGAUGAGGGCAAUUCUUCAUCCCUGGGCAGGAAGACACCUGGGCCCAAGGACAGGAUCGUCAUGGAGGUCACACUCAACAAAGAGCCACGAGUCGGACUGGGCAUUGGAGCCUGCUGUCUGGCACUGGAGAACAGCCCUCCGGGCAUCUACAUUCACAGCCUGGCACCUGGAUCUGUGGCAAAGAUGGAGAGCAACCUGAGCCGUGGAGAUCAAAUCCUGGAGGUGAAUUCGGUCAAUGUUCGCCAUGCAGCUCUGAGCAAGGUCCAUUCGAUCCUGAGCAAGUGCCCCCCUGGGCCUGUUCGCCUGGUCAUCGGCCGGCACCCCAACCCGAAGGUUUCGGAGCAGGAAAUGGAUGAAGUGAUAGCACGCAGCACCUCUCAGGACUGCAGAGAGGCCGGUCCUUCUCCUGGCUUAGGCACCCCCUUGAAGAGCCCCUCUCUUGGGAAAAAGGACUCCCUGUCUUCAGAGGCGGACCUAUCUCAGUACUUUGUCCCUGACAUGCCGGGCUCCUUGUCAGACUUUGUGGUGGCUGUAUCCGAGGACGAGGAUCAUGCAGGUAGUGGCUGUAGCACCUCGGAGGACAGUAACCCACCGCCCACCCUGUCCACUCCUAAGGAACCAGUGAAAGCCAGAGCAAACAGCCUCGUGACCCUCGGAAGCCACCGCACCUCGGGACUCAUCCAUAAGCAGGUGACGGUGGCCAGAAAGUCCAAGCCCUCCCGAGCAGCCCCACAAGGACUCCGAAACCCCUUCCGCAGGCAGCGGAAGGUAGGCUGCCAGCCGUGGCAGAGCGGUGACGGUGGCAGCGAUGAGGAUGAGGAGGGACGCAGAGAAGGACAGUAUUUCCCUCCCCUGGCACCCUGGUGGACCCCAGCAGGCUCCUGGACCCAGGACAGUGCCAGACCUGCCAUAUCCAUCACUUCCCAGGCCUUGGCCCCCCAUGGCCACCAGGAGCCACCCCACAAGACUCGGGUCAGCAAGGCCUCAUCUGUGCCUCUCCUGGGCAGCCCGCUAGACUCGGAGCUGAGUGUCCCUGGCGGUAGAGGGGAUGCUGCUGCCCAGGCUUCUGUCGCGGCCUGUACCAGUGGCUCUGGCUGUGCAGGGAGGAAGGAGCUGCCUGGCUCAAAGAGCUCUCCCAAGUUGGUAGUACAGAGCAGCUGCAGGCCACAGAGUCUGUUGGUCCCCGAGAGUGCUGGCACUGCACCACAGAACAACAGCCUGGGGUCUAGGCACAAGCCUGUGGCCAGGGUCAUUGCCACACCCGCCAAAGGCCAGGCGCUGCUGAGUCCAGGGACCAGCCCAGGUGGAAAAAUGGACAAGGAAUCUCUGGGAAAGCCGAGCACUGGGGAAGGCUGCGUUUCCAACUGGGAGCCAGCAAGUCCUGGAGCCACGGCCUCUGGCUCCCAUACAGACCCUCUACAGGAAGCUACGGCAGAGAAAGGGCUGCUACCCAGGAGGAACCUCGACGUCUCCCCUGAGCACAAUCCUGUCCCACAGCAGAAGGGGCCAACUGUCCCGGACCCCAGCAAGACACCCGAGGCUUCAGGACGAACCAGGAGGUCUGAGGAGCAAGGAGAGUUGGGUCGGGCCCAACGUGAGCACUGCUCAUCCCCUGGAUGGUCGCAGCCCACAGCCAGUGUGGCCCCUGUCCUCAGCAUGACCACAGCCCACUGCGGAGUGCCUAGGGGAGACUCCCUGGCCAGCGGCAAGCAUGAGGCCCCUCCACCCCCAGACCCUCCCCAGGACUCCUCGAACAGCAACCCUCCACUGCCCUCGACAUGUGGAGGGCCCUCGGGUCACUGCUGUCCCCAAAGGAGCGGAGGGAGGCCUAUGACCAGCAUGGACAGGCUUGACCAGGACAGUGCUCAGGGCUUGGCCUGGACCUCACAGCCCUCCCUGUUGGCGUCACUGCAGCCCGACAAGCAAUUCGCCGCUGGUAGCAAAAGCUUUCUGAGCAGCUACUCCAGGAACUUCAGCAGCUGCCGCGAAGUGUCCCCACCAGGCCACGGUGCCAGUGCUGCCUCCAGGCCAUCCCUCAUGUAUGGCGGUGCUGAGGACUCUUCCUCUGACCCUGAGUCCAUCAGCGAUGCCCCUCAGGAGGGCCAAGCCCCUACUGGGCCCCUUGGGUCUCCUCGACCAGAAGAAUCUGAAGAGGAGCCUGUGGAAAUGUGCUCCCCACGCAGUUCCCCCUGCACACCCAACCAGGCUGAUGCAGAUGCCUCUGGGGCUCCCAGAGCACCACCGAGGACGCACAGGCCCUCCAUGGGCCCUGCAGCCUCAGGUUCGGCCAUACCAGGCUCUCUCCAGUCCUGCCCGCUGGCGGAUCCCAGUCUCACAGCCAGCUGCAGACCUUCUCCCACAGAGGGCACCGGCCCACCUGCCACAGUCACCAGGCACCAGCACCACGCGCCCACUGUGGCAAAUGGCCUGGAGUUGGCCAGCAAAGCUCUAAGUCAACACCAAGACAAGGACGGUGCUGCCAUGGGGGCCCCGGGCUCCUGGGGCGGGGAUCGGACCUUCGAGGGCAUAGACCUGCACAUUUCCGAGGGCCCAGACCCACAGGACUUUCUCCAGGGCCCCCGAGGCAGCUCCAGGAAGCCAGGCCCGGCCUGCUCCAACGCCAGUGGCCCCGGACCACCUGGCCGAGCUGAGAAGGAGCUUCCCGAAGCCCAAAACCUGGGAUUGUGCUUGACUGCCAGAAAGGCAGACACUGCCAUGCUGAGCAGCCCUCCUUCCCUGAGACAGAGUCCAGAGAACCAAGACUCCCCCGGGAAAAAUUCAGUGGAGGCGCAGCCCAGCAACAGCCAAAAAGCCCGGUUGGGGCCCAGACAUAGGAGACUGAGCAUGAAAGGCAAAAGCAGAGUGGGCAGUGAGGCCCCUGUGGCCAAUAGCAGUGCCAGAACAGACUCCAAGAAACUCUUGGGGUCACCACAAAACCCUCCCAAAAUGUUUUCAAAGGUGGUGUCACAGAGGCUGCACAGGGCAGAGCAGGGUGAGCUGGACCGCAAGGCUCCCAGGUGCGGACAGGAAAAUAAGCCUCUCCCGCCUGCUGCCUUGGGGCCCCUGAGGCUCUCAGCCUCUGACAGCAGCAUCAGGACCUGCGUGUCCCCACUAACCUCACCCAGGACUCCUCCCGAGCCGGCCACAUGCAGGUUGCACACAGCUGCCCACUCAGAAGCCGACAGGGGUGGCUCCAGGCUGCCCAGGGGUGGCACCGAGAGCAGGCCAUCCCCCACAGCCUCCAGAAGCAACAAACCGGAUGUGUCCACUCAUGACCAGGCCAGCUCUGCACCAGAGGUGAUUGGCCACCGAGGUGGGAGAACCCGGGCCAGCGAUGCCCGGGAAAGGACCACAAAGCUGAAAGUCCUGGAACUUGGCACUGAGAGGCCAGCUCAGAACACGAGUGGAUCCUGGGCCCAGAGCAACAGCCCAGAGAAAUGUGAACUCACACUGUGUCCCCAGCCAGGACACCCGGGGGAGCCGGGGGAGCCGGACGUGCAGCCUCGAGCUCUCAGUAUGUCCAAACUGGCUUCCUCUCCUUCCUCCCCGACCUCCUCCUCAUCAUCAUCAUCUUCCUCCUCCUCCUUCCAGCUCCUUUCCUCUGCUCAGGCAGACACCUCCCCAGCCAGGGCAGACUGUGGAUCCUUUGUGGGCUCUGGGCUGGGUGAUCCUCCAUAUUUCACGCCCAGGCCGGCGACCAGGACCUACUCCAUGCCCGCCCAGUUCUCCAGCCUCUUCGGUCGGGAGGGGCCUUCCCAGCACAGUCCAGCUCGAGCUCCGGCCCUUCGGGACACCACGGCCAGCCCAGAGGCCAGGACCUCCAGAGGCCACGGGCUUCAAGGCCUGGCCAAUGGUCAGGGGCUGUACAGUGUGAAGCCCCUGCCAGAGACGCAGGACCUCUCAACAGCAGGUGAGGGGGAUGCGCUACCGGUGGCAGAGAUGAGCUGCCUGGCCGUGGACAGAGUCAGGACCGGCCCCAGGCAGCACUACUCAGAGCAGAACUGGCCACCCGAAUCUACCUCAUUCUUCUCGGUCAAGCAGAGAAUCAAGUCUUUCGAGAACCUGGCCAACUCCGACCGGCCCACCUCCAAGGCCGGGGCUUGCCCCUUCCUGUCUGUAAGCUCCAAGCCACCCAUUGGGCGGCGGUCUUCGGGUAGCGUUGUUCCAGGGAGCCUCGGCCACACGGGGGACCCCACCCCGAGGUCGCUGAGGCGCAGCCUAAGCUCCUGCAAUGAGAGCCAAAGUGAAGGCGGCAGCAUCCUCAUCCCCCCGCUCAGCAAGUCUCCCUCCAGCUCGGUGCUGACAGGUUGCAGGCAGAGCCCAGCCGUGGCCAACAGCAGAGACUCAGACAUGGACCCAAAGAAAGCCUUGGGACCUUCCAGCAUCCCCACUGCCACAGUGACUCAAGCCGCUUCUAUCAGGAAGAACAAGUCGUCCAUGCGCCAUGCCCAGUCAUCUCUGUCCCGCUCGAAACUGCAGGAGCUGAGAGCCCUGAGCAUGCCCGACUUGGACAGGCUCUGUGGUGACCACCUGGCUGGGCCCACAGCUGUGCUCUUUAAGACCGAGCUGGAAAUCGUGCCCCGGCGCUCAUUGGGCUCCCCCUCAGGCUGCCCCGGUGGGCCCCCAGCCCUGUCCCAUCCCGUCCAGGGGGAGGACAGAGCCUCUCCGACAGACAGCGAGUCGGCCCUGCUAUCGAGAAUGAGCUGGUCGGUGAAAUUGGACCGGCUUCUGGUCUCAGUGGAGGACCAGCAGAGAUUACAGUCUGUUUUAUCAUCAGUCGGGUCGAAAUCGAGGGUCCUGACUUUAAUUCAGGAGGCGCAAGGACAAUCAGAGGACAAAGAAGAUGUUUACUUUGUCGUCCUGAACAAAACAGAAGGCUCAGGUUUGGGAUUCAGCGUGGCAGGAGGGCCGGAAGUGGGCCCCAAAUCAACCGUGGUCCACAGGGUAUUUUCUCAGGGGGCGGCUUCUCAGGAAGGGACCGUGGAUAAAGGCGAUGUCCUUCUGUCAGUCAACGGCACCUCACUGGCGGGCUUAGACCAUGGCGAUGUCCUAAAGGUUAUGCACCAGGCGCAGGUGCACAGAGAUGUCCUCGUGGUCGUCAAGAAAGGGAGCGAUCAGCCCCAAAAGGAGCAUCCUCCAGCUGGUGAGAAGGGCUCUCUGGCUGGGAGGACCAUUCCACUGGAACCUGCACUAGGGAGAAGCGGAGCCACUCCCGAUGCCGUGUGUGUGGAAGUGCUGAAGACAGCGGCGGGGCUGGGCCUGAGUCUGGACGCGGGGAACUCGUCCAUGUCUGGAGACGGGCCCCUGUUCAUCAAGAGAGUCUACAAAGGUGGUGCAGCUGAACAAGCUGGAACAAUAGAAGCUGGAGAUGAAAUUCUUGCCAUUAACGGGAAGCCCCUGGUUGGGCUCCUGCACUUCGAUGCCUGGAAUAUUAUGAAGUCGGUCCCUGAGGGGCCUGUGCAGUUGGUGAUCAGAAAACACAGGAAUUCUUCCUGAAACAGGCACCAGCACCAAUCCUGCAGGAAGUGCUUGGCAUGUUUUUUUGGGGGGUGGGGGGGGGUGGGAGGUUGGUGUUUUUAUUUUUUAAAAACAAGAAUCUCCUUGUCUUAGUUCCCUUCUUCAGUUAGCAAACCAGAGGACUUCUUUCAAUAAUGAGCUCCUGUAACAAUAGACAUUGCUUUUUUCGGCCAGGACUCCCAAAAUCUCCAGGUUUUUGCUUAAACCUGAAGCUGAUGUGUGCACAGCAGCAAGGGAGCUAACUCUGGGAAGCCUUCCACCUGGAUCCCCCAGGCCCAGAGGAGUUGUCUUAGUGCCUCUGUUUACUGAUGGGAGACAGGUGUGACACACUCUUCACUCAACACACAUAGCGACACCUUCGAAUCUCCCUCAUCACCUCUCCCAACCCACCCAUCUGGGCAGUCAGGGAGCCACUGAAGUCAGAGGGGCAACACAAAUGCCACCACUAAAAGGAUUAUAGUUUUAUAGAAUUUUAUAAGUAAAUCAUAGUGAUUUUAGACUCAGCCCAUGGAAAGAGGAGCUGUAGGUCUGUGAUAUCUUGAAAUGAAACUUAAAAAAAAAAAAAAGAUAAUUAUGUAAUUAUGACCUAAUGGUUAGUCUGAGCUCAGGAAUUACCCACAAGUGAAAAAGAAAUAGAGAGGUAUUUUUAAAAAAAUAAAUAAAUUUAAUGUGCAACCUAUGGAUGCAGAGGUCAACUCAAUGGGUUACUGAUGCAGUGUUGAUCCUGAUCUGUGAGUUGUAAGUCAGGGGCUGUUUUCUCCAAGAACAGCCAAGUCCAGUGUUCGAAAUAGCCAUGCACUUCGCUGCUGGGAGCGAACAGAAAGUUCCCGCUCUGAAAGCACCUUGCAUCUUCUUUUGAAACUCGUCUUGAAUACCUGCUUGAGUACUUGAAAUUCCACAGUGGUCAACACAGAAGCAGAAGCUAAAUCACUGAGUCUCCACUCCCAUGUGUUAUGCUCUCCAACCGUUCAUCUAAAACUUAAGAUCAAGUAUGUUUUUAGCAUCCUUGGAUUUCUAAACAUAAACAUUAUAUUUAUAAUCCAAAUAGAAGAGGUUAAAAUACUUUUGGGGGGAACUUUUAAUUUACAUGUGUGCCCCCUUUCCCCACCCGCCCCAACUCAAGCUUAAGAAAAACAGUCUCUUAAGUCCUGGAUCUCUCUUGACCUGGGUGUAAUGACAUUGCUCUGCCGUGACUGAAGUUUCUGCUCUUUUCCUGUUUUGCCAAACAUGGUUCCCUGCCCAAAAUGUGUAACCCACUUUCUCCUUUGGAAGCAUGAGCUUUUUUCCUAGUAGCUGUUACUAUCAGCAUCUGCUGGGCUGUUGGUCACAAAAUUGGCUUUUCUCGCCUCACGCUACACCUUUAGUUCCAAACCCUCCGCAGCUCCAUUGAUCAAAAUGUCUGAGAAAAUGAGGGGCUGGAGAGAGCUCAGGAGGGUGCAUGCUGCAUGCGGGAGGCCCAGAUUGGACCUCCAGCAACAUCAGAAGCAACCCCUGAGCGCUAAGUCAGGAGUGGCCCAAAAUACAAAUAAACGAAAAAGGAAAUGGAGAGCAUGGGUACUUCACUCUUUCAAGCUAACUUCUUCAGUUACUCGGGUGCACGGGCCCGGUAACUGAAGCCCACACACGGGCUGGAUCGCAUGCCUGCAUGCUUGAUGACGAGGUUUUAUGUUGGAGACUUCCUUAAUCCACAGCUUUGGGGGCGAGGUUGCAUGCCUGCAUGCAUGAUAAGGCUAAGGUUUUAUGUUAGCGAUUGCUUUAACCUACAGCUUUUGGGGAUGAGGUUGCAUUCCUGCAUGCAUGGUAACACUCAGGUUUUAUGUUGGAUAUUUCCUUAACCUACUGCUUUGGGGCAAGGCUGCAUGCCUGUAUGCAUGAUGACAUUAAGGUUUUACGUUGGAGCUGUCCUUAACCUACAGCUUUGGGGAUGGCUUUGAAAAAAGAACUCAGAGCUCAUUACACCCCGAUCAUGUAGGUCCUAGGCCCAUCACCUCCCUUUUCUGAAUGGCCAAUCCCAGUGCACCUCUGUGGGGUUAGCCCACAGUGAUCGGCCCAGUGGGCUCUGGCUAGGUCUUGUGAGUGCAGAUAGCUCAUUCUUCUCCUGGGCUAUAUGUGAGAAUGUAGCACCUCAAUUAGCUCGGAAGAUCAGAUUCAUUUAGCUUUGACUUUUCACUCCAGUUCCAGGUAGGAUAUUAUAGGCCAUCAGUGCAAGGUGCAUGCUAGAUUGUCGUUCAGUCUCUAGGGUCUGUCUUGUGGUUUCUGCUUUCUUGUCUAAGUGACAAAGAGACCAUUAGAAUCAACACUGCAAAUGGUGUUUUGCCUCCACUCUUCCAGCUAUUCCUCCUAAAGAGAAACACAUCAACCUGCCUAGCAAACAGGCAUUUCCAGAACAAUGUGGAACAAUGGUGUCAUCUCCUUCUGAGACCCCAAUCCUCAGAGCUACAUGAUACAAAAGGAAACCUCUGGCUUACUAAAGACAUCAGCCACUUGGCUGGGUCCUGCCAGACGUGUUUCCUGGCUGACAGCUGGAAUAUAUAAGAGGAAGCCAAAGCUCAACUGUCUUUGACCCGGAAAUAGAUCUUUGACCCGGAGAUAAAACUAUUUCUUUGUCUCUUCCGUGUUCGAGGCAUGGCUAGUGUUUCUGAUUAGUCUAAUCCCCACACUUCCUGAAGUGAACACUAAUGGUAUUGUCCUACUAAAAUUUUGUUUUAGUUCUCUAACUCAUUGUUCACAAUAAGCUAUGAGGGUAAAUAUGUGUUAUAACAUGUAAAUCAUAGUUGCAAGGCUAUUCCGUAAAGUAGGUGGGGUUUCAUUUUCCUCCUUCCAUCCACAUCUUGUUUAAUUUGAUGGUUGACUUCACCUAUUGUAUGAUAGUAUCCAUUAUCCUUUAUUUAUGUAAUAUAAAAUGCCUUAUAUAUUAAAGAGUCAGUGCAAUAAUAUGAAAUAGCCUGUACAUUUUUAAAAUGUUGUCGCCAAAAUUAUGUAAAUCCACAUCUCUGUAAACAACUUUUUUAAAAGUAAUUUUAAAUAAACACUGCUUACUAUACUUUGAA
This is a messenger RNA of Suncus etruscus (white-toothed pygmy shrew), 11105 nucleotides long. RefSeq names its product PDZ domain containing 2 (gene PDZD2). NCBI's taxonomy places the organism in Eukaryota, Metazoa, Chordata, Mammalia, Eulipotyphla, Soricidae. The record is from RefSeq and is a predicted model, not a curated record. Gene Ontology annotation, molecular function: protein binding.